Molecule: messenger RNA, 5283 nt
Organism: Elephantulus edwardii (Cape elephant shrew)
Lineage: Eukaryota; Metazoa; Chordata; Mammalia; Macroscelidea; Macroscelididae
Product: alpha-protein kinase 3-like
Biological process (GO): cardiac muscle cell development; protein phosphorylation
Cellular component (GO): nucleus
Molecular function (GO): ATP binding; protein serine/threonine kinase activity
Source: RefSeq, a predicted model, not a curated record
AUGGGUCUCGGCGGGGUGGGCGCGCCCCCUGAGGCCCGGGCGCCCCUCGCCGCCUGGGCGACCUCUCGGCGGGGCCAGGCGGGGGAGGGACAGCAGCAGGUGACGACUGCGCGGCCGGGGGCUAUAAAUAGGAGCGCCCGUCAGCCGGCUGAGCGGCGGCGGCGAGGGGCCCGGAGGGCAGGGGUCGCGGCGUGGGCAGGGGCCUGGAGGGCAGGGGCCGGCGCUGCCAUGGGCACGCGGAGGCUCCUGAGUCGCGAGUGGGGCGCGGGCGUGCGGGCCGGGGCGGGGGGCGACGGCGAGGACGACGGACCCGUGUGGACCCCCAGCCCGGCCAGCCGCAGCUACCUGCUCAGUGUGCGCCCCGAGACCAGCUUAUCAAGCAACCGGUUGUCUCACCCCAGCUCUGGAAGGAGCACCUUCUGCUCCAUCAUUGCUCAGCUCACAGAGGAGACCCAGCCACUGUUUGAGACCACGCUCAAGUCCCGGGCUGUGUCCGAGGACAGCGACGUCAGGUUCACCUGCAUCGUCACAGGAUACCCAGAGCCAGAGGUCACCUGGUACAAGGAUGACACCGAGCUGGACCGCUACUGUGGCUUGCCCAAAUACGAGAUCACUCACCAGGGCAACCGCCACACCCUGCAGCUCUACAGGUGUCGAGAAGAAGAUGCUGCCAUCUACCAGGCCUCUGCCCGGAACAGCAAGGGUAUCGUGUCCUGCUCGGGGGUGCUGGAGGUGGGCACCAUGACUGAGUACAAGAUCCACCAGCGCUGGUUUGACAAAUUGAAGCGCAAGGCCGCGGCCAAGAUGCGGGAGAUAGAGCAGAGCUGGAAGCAUGGGAAGGAGGCAGCCGAGGAGGACACCCUGCGCAAGCUCAGCCCUGACCGCUUCCAGCGAAAGCGGAGGCUCAGUGGGGCUCAGGUGCCCGUCUCCCCAGCCCCUCCCAGGGAGACUGAGGGUGGGCCCCCCACGAGCUGGCAGGAAGGAGAGACUGAGCCCGCUCAGCACCCAGGCAUGGGCCUGAUCAACAGCUUUGCUCCCGGGGAGGUGACCACCAACGGAGAGGCAGCCACUGAGAAUGGAGAGGAUAGCUUGCUGACGUACAUUUGUGAAGCCAUGGAGCUCGGGCCCCAAAGAGCCCCCAAAAAGGAGUCCGGGGCCAAGAAGAAAAAGAAAGAUGAGGCACCUCAGCACGGUCUGCAGAAGUCAGAGUCAGAGCAGGCAGCUCACGGACACCAUUCUGAAAACCAUGGUCCCAGUUCUGACAGGCCUGACUCCUGUGAGAUGCAGGGGCCCAGGGACACAGCCCAGGUUCAGGCCCGGCCCAGGGGCAGAGCCUCCCGGGCAGCUGGGUCCUCUGGAGCAGAUGGUACUAGGAAGAUGGGCUCUGCCAUGCUCCCUCAAGACAAGGCCCAAGAUGUCUCUGCUUUGGGCCCUGCUCCAACACCUGAGGUGUACUUCUCCCUGAAGGACAUGUAUCUGGAGAGCACUCGAGCAGCCAGGUCUCAGAAGGAAGGGCCCCAGUCCUUAAGUGACAGGGCACCCCAAGAGAUGCCCAUGGGGAAGACCAGCAGCCAAGCCAGAGCUGAGGAGUCUGCUGCCUCCAGCCAGCUCACACCAACCCUGGCCCCUCAGCAGAUGCGGCUUCUCAACAGGAAGAGAUUUGCCCCUCCAAAGCCCAAAGUGGAGCCCACCACCAACAGCAGACCUGACUCUUCCCUGAGUCAGGCUCCUGAACCUGGGCCCCAGGCCUUAGGGAAGCUCCAGACUCAAGCUUCUACCCCAGUGCCAACGCCACCUGCCCGGCGGAGACACAGCACCCGGGAGAGCCCCCUGCAAGGGCGAGCCGGCCACAGGACUUCAGGAGAGGCCCUAGAGCCCCAAACAACCACAGUUCCCACCACAUUGGCCAGCAGCACCUCUGAUAUCACUUCACUUGGCCUCAGUACCUCGAGAAGUCAGGAUACCAUUGAGCCCAUGGAUACAGAGACCCAGGAAGACAGGAGCACCUCUGCUGACUGGAGAACAGGGGGCAACAAGAAUGCACAGACGGCUGAAGAGGGACAGACAGACAGAAGAAGGCUGACAGAUGAGAAAAUGGAGAAAAACCAAACACAGACAACUCCAAGGACACAGGCAGAGAGGAAGGCACAGGUGGAUAUUGUGACACGAGAAAGUGUGAGGACACAAGCAUGCGAGAGUUCCCAGGAGGAUGUGGUGACCCAGGUAGAACGGACGCAGACAGGUGAGAGGAUGCAGCAAGAUGGAAAGAUGGAGGCGGAGGAUGGACUACAGGAAGACAGACGGAUGCAGGGGGAGAAGGGGAUGUGGUCAGAGGGAGGAACACCCACAGCCGUGGAAGGUCACCCAGAGGAGAAGCCGAGGCUCAGGCUUAGUCGACUGUCCACAGCCCCUGCACACCCACCUUCAGAGGGCCCUAGGCCUCAGAUUGCUAGAGACUUUGAGCAGACCCCAGAAAUGCCCUCUGACCCAGCAAAACCCACUGUGCUCUGCUCUGGGGAGGCAGCAGGAAUUUCCUCCAGAAACCACGAGCAAUCAGUGCCAGGCACCCUGUCGGGGCACCUCACACUCCCAGCCCUGCUGUCUGCAGACAGCAACUUGGAGCAGAGGGGAGAAGAGGGAUGUCAAAGGUCAGGGUCAAGCCCAGGCAAGGACAAGCUAGAUGACAGCCUGUUCAAGGGCCCCAAGGAGGACCAGUUAGGGGAAGUGCCGCCUGUGGAUUUGAGGAGCUGCCUUCCAGCUGGCCUGGGUGCAGAGGGGCCCUCCAUGCCCUCUCUUCCUGGGACUAGCCCGGCCAGUAAACCACUGGAGGGGUUGCCCAGGACCCUGACUUCUCGGCACACAAGUGCAGAUACCUUUCUGCCUUCUGGGGCUCAGGCCUUGCUGGGGUCUGCCCCAACAUUGCACCUGGGGACAGGAGCACCCACUCAGAGUUACCCACCAGGAAUGGUAGCUCCUGUGAGCAGUGAUGGGGCAUGUGCCAAGGUGCCAGAUGUGGAGGGUAGGACCCCAGGCCCCCGGAGCUGUGACCCUGGCCUCAUAGAUUCCCUGAAGAACUACUUGCUUCUGCUGUUAAAGCUAUCAGGCACAGAGACAAGUGGAGGGGUGGCAGAGCCCCAGGCAGGUGAGGCCACCGGGGCCCCAGCAUCCUCAUCUACUCUGGUCCCCACUGUGGAAGUGGCUGGCCUGAGUCCCCGGACGUCACGGCGCAUCCUGGAGCGCGUGGAGAACAACCACCUGGUCCAGAGCGCGCAGACCGUGCUGCUGAGCCCCUGCACCUCUCGCCGCCUCACCGGGCUCCUUGACCGCGAGGUGCAGGCUGGCCAGCAGGCCUUGGCAGCUGCCCGGGGCUCCCGGGGCCCGGGCUCCAGCCUCCUCUCUGUCCCUGCCAUCGUGGUAGGGGAGGAGGGCUCUGGGCCAAUCUCAGAAGAAGGAUCCAGUCAAGGUGAAGGAGAAGCCUCCUCUGAGAGACCUGAGCUCCUAGGGGUCAACCCAAGGAGCAGUGUAGGAGGCCCAGCCGGGGAGGCGGGUGAAGAAUUGCUGUCGGCAGAGCACGGGGUCCAGGAACCCUUCCAUGAGGUGGUGGCUCUGGCUGAGGCUCCAGCAGGUCUCCCUGCAGCCACCCCGGAGGAGCUGGCCCUGGGGGCCAGGAGGAAGAGAUUUCUCCCGAAGGUCAGAGCAACAGGAGAAGGGGAGGUAGUCAAGGCCGAGGAAAGGGAGAGCCCCACAGUCUCCCCUCGAGGGCCCAGGAAGAGCCUAGCACCUGGGUCCCCAGGGACUCCAGGAUCGGAGAGACGAUCCCCCACCCAGGGCAGAAAGGCAGGUCUGCUGGAGGUGCCGCGGACAGAGGAAGAGCCGGUGCCUGGAGACCUGGCCAGUGGCCCGGACGCAGAGCCAGCACUGGAUGAAGGCAAGCAGGACGCUCUGGCCAAACCCAAGAAAGCCGAAGACCUACUCAAAGCCCCUCAGGUGAUCCGGAAGAUUCGGGUGGAACAGUUUCCGGAUGCCUCAGGUAGCCUGAAGCUCUGGUGCCAGUUCUUCAACAUUCUUAGUGAUUCUGUCCUGACAUGGGCCAAGGAUCAGCGUCCAGUGGGCGAGGUGGGCAGAAGUGCAGGGGACGAGGGCCCAGCAGCCCUGGCCAUCGUGCAGGCGUCCCCGGUGGACUGUGGCGUGUACCGGUGCACCAUACACAAUGAACACGGCUCUGCCUCCACCGACUUCUGCCUCAGUCCUGAGGUGUUGUCAGGAUUCAUCUCCAGAGAAGAAGGUGAAGUUGGAGAAGAGAUUGAAAUGACCCCCAUGGUGUUUGCCAAGGGUCUGGCUGACUCUGGCUGCUGGGGGGACAAGCUCUUUGGGCGCCUGGUGAGUGAGGAGCUCCGAGGGGAGGGCCAUAGAUGUAGCCUCCAGAAGGCCUCCCAGGCCAAGGUCAUCUAUGGGCUGGAGCCCAUCUUCGAGUCAGGCCGCACCUGCGUCAUCAAGGUCUCCAGCCUGCUCGUGUUUGGGCCAAGCAAUGAGACAUCAUCUCUCCUGGGCAGAAACUACGACGUCACCAUUCAGGGCUGCAAGAUCCAGAACAUGAGUCGUGAAUACUGCAAAAUCUUUGCUGCGGAAGCCCGAGCUGUGACUGGCUUUGGGGAGGUGCCUGAGAUCAUCCCACUGUAUCUGAUCUACCGGCCUGCAAACAAUAUCCCAUAUGCUACCCUGGAGGAAGACCUGGGCAAGCCCCUGGAGACUUACUGUUCCCGGGAAUGGGGCUGUGCUGGGGCCCCGACAGCACCCAGCAGCUCCGAGGCCAUGCACAAAUGCCAGACCUUCCAGCACUGGCUGUAUCAGUGGACAAAUGGCAGCUUCCUUGUCACAGAUUUGGCAGGGGUUGACUGGAAGAUGACUGAUGUGCAGAUUGCCACCAAACUUCGAGGAUACCAAGGCCUCAAGGAAAGCUGCUGCCCUGGCCUGCUGGACCAGUUUACUGCCUCCCACCAGUGCAACGCCUACUGUGAGAAGCUGGGGCUCAAACCCCUUAAGGGCCCGGAGACCACCCACCCCCAGGCCAAGGCCAAAGGCUCCAAGAGUCCAUCUGCCGGCAGGAAGGGUGCCCAGCUGAGUCCUCAGCCCCCAAGAAGAGGCCUGCCUAGCCCUCAGGGCAGUCGCAAGAGUGUCCCAAGCCCCAAGGCCACUGCUCAGGCCUCAGAAGCAGUCACUGCCCGUUUGUUGGGACAGCCUGCCACCCAAGAAGGGGGUUCCAAGGCCCAGAGCAUGCGGUAG